AUGGAAGCUUCUGGAAGAAGAGUUUUACGAUUCCAUCGAAAUCUCGAUAUGUUCAACAAAGAGGAAACGGACGGUCCAAUAUAUACGAUGAGGGCCAUUUUCCCGGCGGUCAGCUGUUUCUUCUCCUACGUCAAUGCAUGGAUGAUACUCUGUCUGAAUGACGAUAUAAGACGGAAAGUGCUAUCACUCAUCGGGUUCCGUAACAGAAAAAUACCAAGUUCUUCGGCUAUGUCGAUGUCGACUUCGGUGAAGACCAUCGCCAUCGCUACACUAUCGCGGAAAACAUGA
This is a messenger RNA of Cooperia oncophora, 288 nucleotides long. NCBI's taxonomy places the organism in Eukaryota, Metazoa, Nematoda, Chromadorea, Rhabditida, Trichostrongylidae. The record is from the annotation of a GenBank genome assembly.